AGCCUCGUAUUAGUUGUUUAAAAGAAAUCACUCUGGUAUGGACGUAAAAAUGCGGGUGUAGGACAAUCGAAAACGAAAUAAAAAUUAAAUUAUGAAGAUAGGAUUUGUGACUUUGAAGAAAUUUUUGGAAUAAUUGUUAAAGAAGAGCUAAUAUAGAAUAGUGUUUUUGAUUUUGAAAUUUAAUUUGUAGAAGACGGACGGUGAAGAUUAUAACAUCAAACAGAAAGUGAAAGAAAGAAGAGAAGCAAUAUAAUAAAGCAAAAUGGCGGCUAUCAUUGGCUUACUAUGGCAAGGAUACAAACGAGUAUUCCAGGAUUUACCGGAUCCCAGGACUAAAGACUGGUUCCUAAUUGCCAAACCGUAUCAAACUCUAGCAGUACUUGGUCUCUAUUUGAUGUUCGUUUUAGAAUGGGGACCCAAGUUCAUGAGGAAUCGUCAACCUUAUAACUUAGAUAAAGUUCUAAUCGUGUAUAAUUCAUUUCAAGUCUUAGCUUGUGGAUACGUUUUUAUAAGGGCGUUACAGGUCGCAUGGCUAUGGGACUACAAAUGGAUUUGUGAACCAGUUGACUUCUCGAACGAUCCCAAAGCCGUGGAAGUAACGAAAGUUUGUUAUUACUACUUUUCAUUGAAGAUUAUUGAUCUACUUGAUACGGUAUUUUUCGUGCUUCGCAAGAAAACCAACCAAGUCUCCUUCCUUCACAUAUACCACCACACGGGCAUGUGUGUGCUAAUAUGGGGUGCAGUCACCUAUUUACCAGGUGGCCAUGGAACGCUGAUUGGUGUGAUCAAUUCGUUUGUCCACGUCGUGAUGUAUGCCUACUACUUACUGUCAGUCGUCAUGCCCAGUGUCAAGAACUCUCUGCGGAUUAAGAAACACGUCACCCAAUUGCAAAUUCUACAAUUCUUCUGGUGUGUCGUUCACAUGGCGAUAAUAGUUUUCAAAAGCGACUGCGCCUACCCUAGAUGGACAAGUGCAAUGUUCUUGCCCCAAAACCUGUUCAUGCUUGUUCUUUUCGUCGAUUUCUAUAUCAAGACCUACAUAAUUAAACCAAGGCAACAAAAGAAAGCACAACUGGAAACUGCCAUACUGAAAGACCAAAAUAACAAUAAUGGUAAUCUGAAAGCAGCUAAUGGAAUGAAAAAUGGUAAAGAAAUAAAUAAUGAGAAAAUUUAUGUGAAGAAUGAUUUGAAUAAGGCAGUAAAUGGCAAUGGAACAUCUUAUGAUGGAUUCACUGGAACUGUGAACGGUUGUGAGAAUGGAAAGGGAAACCCCAACUGUGGAAGUGCCAGUUGUAGAGCAAACUGUCAUAAGCAUUUUAAAGGAGAAUAACUAAUUGAUAGCAAUCGAUUCACUAUGUUUAGUUAAGUUUAGUGUAGUAGUUUAAGUUCUGAAUUUAUUAAGUAGGUAUUAUUUACAACAUCGAAACUACAAUAAUAUUCUUAGUGUUAUUGCAAUAAAAUAAUAUUGUUUUAUUUAUCGCCCAUUAC
Spodoptera frugiperda (fall armyworm) is the source of this 1488-nucleotide messenger RNA. RefSeq names its product elongation of very long chain fatty acids protein 7-like. The record is from RefSeq and is a predicted model, not a curated record. Gene Ontology annotation, cellular component: endoplasmic reticulum membrane. NCBI's taxonomy places the organism in Eukaryota, Metazoa, Arthropoda, Insecta, Lepidoptera, Noctuidae. Bases 263 to 1330 code for a protein of 355 amino acids. The transcript has 6 exons. Gene Ontology annotation, biological process: very long-chain fatty acid biosynthetic process; fatty acid elongation, saturated fatty acid; sphingolipid biosynthetic process. Gene Ontology annotation, molecular function: fatty acid elongase activity.